UUUCCUAGCUUGGCGUCGUCCAUGGGAUCGGUUCUUGAAACUAAAAAUAGCAUUAGUUUAGGUUGUAAACGCGCUACUAUGGCAUCUGCUCGUCUGACGGAACACUUUUAAAGGCGCAGAUGGGCGGGACACUCAGAUAACACGAGACUGAACGGGGGCAAACGACCACACUGGACCUGUCAGGUCAUUCAUUAUUGGCAACAUUUACACGCUGAGUAGCGCAUUUCUGCUUCGUUUUAGUCAUGUUACACCACGGGAAAGAGGAGUGGGAGUCCAUCUGACUGAGCAUUUUACUGUCCAUAAAGGUUGAUUUCAUUUCUGAAUCCAUUUCUGCUGCUGCUCCGGUUCUUUGCGUGUCAAAUAUGGAGUGGUCUUAUUAUUAUUGUCCCCCAAAGCGUGGCACUGGGUUCCUGUGGACGAAACCAGAAGAUAUGAAAUAACUGUUCCCUCUGUAUUACAGAUAACAGUGUGGAUUUCCAGCCACUGCCUGACCAGCCCAGUUGGUAUGGAGGACCGUGGCCCCAAUGGCCACAGUGAUCCAGCUCAUGCUGACCAAAGUUUACAAGUUGACUCCGGUCAAAGUUGUGAUGGGAUCCAGGUGGAUGUUGGACACAUUCUUCGACAGAUUGCCAUCACAGAUGAGAGUCUGGACGAAGCCCAGGCCAGGAAACUGGCGCUCAACUGUCACAGCCUGAAGCCGGCCCUCUUCAGUGUUCUGUGCGAGAUGAAGGAGAAAACAGAUGGUGAUCAGGCUAGAGGAGACACUGCAGGACGAGCGUCAUAACAGCAGACGCUUUUGACUGACAAAUUGAUGGGAGCCACAAGAUCUUCUAAUCUGGCUUUAAAAAUGCCAAUACAGGAAAAGGAGGACCCUCCAGACCCACAAGUCAUGCGACUGGACAACAUGUUGUUCGCUGAAGGGGUGGCCGGCCCAGUCAAGGGGGCGGCGGCGGCUGCCUCCACUGCCACCUCAGGAGGGAUACCGGACGAUGAAAGUGAAGAACACGCCGACUACAGAGAGAAGCUUGAUCAAAUACGACAGAUUUAUCAGGCUGAACUGGAGAAGUACGAACAGGCGUGCAAUGAAUUUACAGGUCAUGUGAUGAACCUGCUGAGGGAACAGGCUCGUACACGACCCAUUACGCCCAAAGAGAUCGAGACCAUGGUCUCGGCAAUACGUCAGAAGUUCACCGCCAUCCAGACGCAGCUGAAACAGAGCACCUGUGAAGCCGUGAUGAUUCUGCGCUCCAGGUUCCUGGAUGCCAGGAGGAAGCGGAGGAACUUCAGCAAGCAGGCCAUUGAGAUCUUAAAUGAAUAUUUCUACUCCCACUUGGUGAACCCCUACCCCACCGAGGAGGUGAAGGAGGAACUGGCCAAGAAGUGCUCCAUCACUCCAGCUCAGGUGGCGAACUGGUUUGGAAACAAGAGGAUCCGAUACAAGAAGAACAUCGCCAAGUACCAGGAGGAAGCCAACAUGUACGCCACCAAAACUGCUGCAGAUUCUGCGAGUCUGUCUUCACAGACCAGUCAGUCCAACUCCCCAGCUACACCAAACUCAGGAGGAUACACAUCCUUUUCCUACGCUCCUGAUGAGAGAUUAUGAGAGAAAAAUCUUCGUCUUUCCAGGUCCAUGAUGAGUCCGUUCCCUCCAUAUCUGGACACAAACCUCACUGACUACUUAGUACUUCUUAUGUUCUUAACCACGUUGACUUUUUUAUUAGCAUGUUUUCCACUUCAUUUUUCCACUUCAUUUUGU
Messenger RNA from Synchiropus splendidus (mandarinfish), 1756 nucleotides. RefSeq names its product pre-B-cell leukemia transcription factor 1-like. Lineage: Eukaryota; Metazoa; Chordata; Actinopteri; Syngnathiformes; Callionymidae. The transcript is spliced from 9 exons. Gene Ontology annotation, molecular function: RNA polymerase II cis-regulatory region sequence-specific DNA binding; DNA-binding transcription factor activity, RNA polymerase II-specific. The record is from RefSeq and is a predicted model, not a curated record. The coding region runs from base 812 to 1603 and encodes 263 amino acids. Gene Ontology annotation, cellular component: nucleus. Gene Ontology annotation, biological process: embryonic organ development; eye development; brain development.